AUGCGUCUCCCUUACGUUCCAGACCCCCCACCAACCAACACACCAGACGAAGCCAAAAUCCUAGCCAGCGUCCAAGCACGCCGAGCCCCAAACCCCCUCCUCCCCCUCGACCUAGCCCUCCUCCACUCCUUCCCUGUAACAGAAGGUUGGAACUCUUUUAUCGGCGCAAUCCGCACGCGCACAAGUCUCUCCACUGUCAUCCGCGAGCUAGCAAUUUGUCGGGUGGCAGUAGUCAAUGGUGCACUCUUUGAGUGGGAGCAGCAUGCGCCUCUGCUGACAGAGGGCGGACUAAGCGAUGAAGCGUUGAAGAUUGUCGGGGAUGCGGGGGCUGACUUCUCUACUGAGUCUGGUGCUCAGGCUUUAACGGAGGAGCAGAGGGCUGUGUUGGCUUAUACGGAUGCUAUGACGAAGACGGUUGCGGUUCCUGAUAGGGUUUUUGAGCGGUUGAAGGCCUGCUUCGAUGAGAAAGAGGUUGUUGAGAUUACGGCGACGGUUGCCGCUUAUAAUUGUGUUUCGAGGUUUUUGGUUGCUCUAGAUGUUGGGGAGAAAAAUCACUGA
Molecule: messenger RNA, 558 nt
Organism: Penicillium soppii
Lineage: Eukaryota; Fungi; Ascomycota; Eurotiomycetes; Eurotiales; Aspergillaceae
Product: carboxymuconolactone decarboxylase family protein
Exons: 1
Coding region: 1-558 (185 amino acids)
Molecular function (GO): peroxiredoxin activity
Source: RefSeq, a predicted model, not a curated record